AUUUCUGCAACCUUUCUUCUUUUUUUUUUCGAGAUUUCUUUGUAGAACUUUCCUGCUCUCUCCUUCUCUUGUGUUCUCGGGCACCUCUCCUUCCAUCAGCUCCUGCUACAGUACCUCCUGUGUUCUUGUGCUGGUAUUACACCGCACCCCCACACACACACACACUUGGCCUGUCUCCUCAUUCAGAUUUUCCUGCUGCUUUUAUUGGACAGUUUCAGAGAUUUUUUCACUUCGCUAGUUUUUUUUGGUUUGCUUCUUCCUUUUUCCGUAUUGUUGUGAUAUUGUUUUGACUCAGUAAACCGGUGCCCAACUGCUUCACUUUUGGGUUUCUUUGCAAUCGGCGGGGUGAAUUUAUGAUGAGAGAGCAAAAUGGAUGAAUUCCACCCCUUCAUCGAGGCCCUGCUGCCCCACGUCCGCGCCUUCGCCUACACGUGGUUCAACCUGCAGGCUCGCAAGCGCAAGUACUUCAAGAAGCACGAGAAGCGCAUGUCCAAGGAGGAGGAGCGCGCCGUCAAGGACGAGCUCCUGGGCGAGAAGCCCGAGAUCAAGCAGAAGUGGGCGUCGCGCCUCCUCGCCAAGCUCCGCAAGGACAUCCGGCCCGAGUUCCGCGAGGACUUUGUGCUCACCAUCACGGGGAAGAAGCCGCCCUGCUGCGUGCUGUCCAACCCCGACCAGAAGGGCAAGAUCCGUCGCAUCGACUGCCUCCGCCAGGCGGACAAGGUGUGGCGGCUGGACCUGGUGAUGGUCAUCCUGUUCAAGGGCAGCCCCCUGGAGAGCACGGACGGGGAGCGGCUGGUCAAGUCGCCCCAGUGCUCCAACCACGGCCUGUGCGUCCAGCCGCACCACAUCGGCGUGUCCGUCAAGGAGCUGGACCUCUACCUGGCCUACUUCGUCCAUUCGCCAG
This is a messenger RNA of Osmerus eperlanus (European smelt), 904 nucleotides long. RefSeq names its product nuclear factor 1 X-type. Gene Ontology annotation, cellular component: nucleus. Lineage: Eukaryota; Metazoa; Chordata; Actinopteri; Osmeriformes; Osmeridae. The record is from RefSeq and is a predicted model, not a curated record. Gene Ontology annotation, molecular function: RNA polymerase II cis-regulatory region sequence-specific DNA binding; DNA-binding transcription factor activity, RNA polymerase II-specific. The annotation marks the transcript as partial. The transcript is spliced from 2 exons. Gene Ontology annotation, biological process: regulation of transcription by RNA polymerase II.